Molecule: messenger RNA, 147 nt
Organism: Racocetra fulgida
Lineage: Eukaryota; Fungi; Glomeromycota; Glomeromycetes; Diversisporales; Gigasporaceae
Source: the annotation of a GenBank genome assembly
GACGAUAAUGAAGAUUUUUCGCAAGAAUUGGAAGAAUCAACUGUAAGCGACAACGAAGCCUGUUCACCAACCACCGAUAAUCUGCCAAGUGAAGUGACCGAAGCGACCAAAGUAACUGAAGCGACCGAAGCGACCGAAGCAACCAAA